UUGAGAUUACCGUAGAGUUGUCGGAGUUGAAAAUCCAAAAUAGAACGUGACUACGUGACAGGUUGUAACAUCACGGCUUUACCUGAACUUUUGUCUUCUCAUGGCAGAGACCAAGAAACGGUUCCACAGUGUUGAAGAUGACUCCGACAAGGUCAUCGUCAAAAAGCAUAUCAUAACAGACGAGAACGGAUCUCCGAGAGUUAACGGCGUCGGUAAAGGCCAUAUUGAAGACGUGGAGCCAACAGCCGACGAUAAGCUCGAGCUCUUUAGAAAAGAAGCCAUCUAUCGACGCAUGAUACAUUAUUCACGCCUGAAUGAGGCCUCGCAGAAACGUAUCUCGGAAUUGGAGGAACGGAAAAGUACGUGCGAGGCGGGUCUGGCUGCUAUGUCAGCCUGCUGGAUGCAGCUUGUUGACGCUAUACGGGUACUGGUGGUAAAACAAGAGUCAAGCCAGCCCAUGGAAGUGUCUCCAUCAACACAAGACCUUCAAGACCUUUUCACUCUCAGCAGAUACGUUUCCGACGAUUCUAUGCCUGAAUUAAAGUCUGCAUUGGAAAAGAGCCGGCAUGCGACUCAGGAACUAGUGAUGAAGUUUGUACAAAAAGGUUCGCCUCACGUUGCCCAGGACACCUCUCUGAAGGAGUAUCAGAGAACUCAAACAGAGUGCGCUGCAUUAAAAGCGCAGGUCCAAGUCUUACAAGUCAGACUAUCUGACUCCGAGGAGCUCGGGCGCAAGUUACGACAAGAGCUUUCGGAUGAGCAGAAUCGCCUCCAAAGGUUGAAGAGCAAAACCGUUCAAGCAAAUCUGCCUAAAGCAGGGAUGAGCUCAGGAGAAUCAUCAGAAGCGACCGAGGAUGCAAUGUUGAAACCGUCCUCUCCUGCACCCAACGGUUUCACACCUAAAAUGCAGGAAGAAUGGGAAGAGCGAGUUGCGUAUCAAACGCGCCUUCUCCGCGAACAGGACAAGAUCAUCGAUGAGCUUCGGAAAACGAAAUCUGCCCUUGAGCUAGAGAAAGUGUUGACCAAGUCCGAUGUCUUGAACAGCCCCUUCUAUCAACGUGUAUUACAACGAUCAGCCAGUGCUCUCAAUGCGGCCUCUGCGAAGGAAGAAGAAUUGCGAUUGUUAAAGUUAGAGUAUGGGCAGUACAGGGAAGAAAGGGAGAAAUAUGAGAAGGAGUUACGGGACGAGAGCGCGGUUGCAAUAAAUGAGACGCUUGCCCUGAUCGCACGGCGCGAUACCGAUAAUGCGCGACUUCGUGAAGAUAGAGAUCAGCGUGUAGCUGAACUACACGAACGACGCAACAAGGAAAGUGUUAAAAUUGCAUCAUGCGAGGAAUACAAAUCGCUUGCAAUUUCCCGUGCUGAUCGUAUAUCUGCUUUGGAAUCUCAAUUGCAUCGAAGUAAACUAAAACUUGCUUCUAAUGCUGGUCGGGAAGACAUUGUUAAUUUCCUUCUUGAAAUGCCCGACAAAAACAUGGAGUUUGCACAGUAUAUCCAAGCACGCCUUUCGGAGACCGAAACACGACUGGCAUCGCAUGAAGAGGUUCUUGCGAAGUUGAAUCACGAUCAUCCCAAUGUUGCCCAAUACGUACAAUCGGAGGUUGAAGCUCGACAGAAAUUGGCUGAGGUCACCGCUCAACUCACCCAGUACCAAAACCUGUAUGGCGAAUUCUCUUCAGUACAACCGGAUUCGUUGGCGAAUGAACUGCAACACAAGGAAGACGAGCUUCGUCGAUUGAGAUUACUAAAUGCUCAACAUGCCCAGGCCGAAAGUGCGUUGUACACUGAAACUGAGAAAUUAGCAUCCGCUUGGGAGGCCUUGGAUGGCCAAGUGAAGAAUAAAAUAUUUGAUUUGAGUGCAAUGGAGGAUCGUUUGACUAAAGCCACAGUCGAGCGGGCGAAAUCCGACAAUAAGUUUUAUGCGGCUUCGAGGGAGAGAGACGCAGUCGAAUCAGAGCGAAAGAAUCUGAUACGCAAUCUAGAGAAACAAGGACGCGUAUUGGAACUAUUGAAGGACAACGAACAGCGAUUGAAUGGACUACUGGCUGCUACCCAGGAUGAACUGUCAAAGCACAAGGCGUAUUGCCAGGAAGCCCACGAUAAUGCAGUAAAACAACUCAGCUUAAAAUCAUUGGAACUGCACGAACGGGCGAGCGAAGGAACGAAGACCGCCCACAUCAUUGACAAGUUUCAGAGAGAGCAUCACAGUCGGCAGGAGGCGUUGCGCAAAGAGAUGGAGGCUAUGUCUGCGGCUAAAAUGGCUCUAGAGAAGGAGAGACUUGCCUUGCAAUCUAAAGCUAAAUUCGAUUCUACUCGCCAUCAGCACAAGACAGAGGAUCCAGAUGCAGGGCUUAUGGCCUUGCUCAAGUGCUCGACCUGUAAUUUGAAGUUCCGUGACACGAUUUUAACGAAAUGUUGUCAUACUUUUUGCAGAGCCUGCGUGGAUGCUCGAAUAUCAUCACGGCAACGCAAGUGUCCCGCUUGCGGUCUAGGGUUUGCUCAAUCUGAAGUCCUCAAGAUAUAUAUGCAGUAAUCAUCAACACCUUUUUUCAGUUAACCUUAUUUUAUCUUCUCU
Molecule: messenger RNA, 2575 nt
Organism: Lentinula edodes (shiitake mushroom)
Lineage: Eukaryota; Fungi; Basidiomycota; Agaricomycetes; Agaricales; Omphalotaceae
Exons: 16
Coding region: 101-2533 (810 amino acids)
Cellular component (GO): nucleus; HULC complex
Molecular function (GO): ubiquitin protein ligase activity; metal ion binding
Source: RefSeq, a predicted model, not a curated record